Molecule: messenger RNA, 522 nt
Organism: Humulus lupulus (European hop)
Lineage: Eukaryota; Viridiplantae; Streptophyta; Magnoliopsida; Rosales; Cannabaceae
Product: vacuolar protein sorting-associated protein 22 homolog 1-like
Exons: 6
Coding region: 1-474 (157 amino acids)
Biological process (GO): protein transport to vacuole involved in ubiquitin-dependent protein catabolic process via the multivesicular body sorting pathway
Cellular component (GO): ESCRT II complex
Source: RefSeq, a predicted model, not a curated record
AUGUAUGAAAUUGCAGGAGAUCUCAGCUUCAAUAAGCUAGAAGGGGAACUUCCAAAUUUUGUAAAUAUAAGAAAAUUGAGGAAACUAAGAACAAGGGUGGACAUAGAUGGAUCCUGUAUUGGUUUCAGAGGACCAAGGGGGCCAAUUUUCGGCACCUUUGUUUAUGAGGAGGAGGUUCUGGGGAGUGGUUUUGAGGUGAUUUCUGUUGGAAGAAAAAAGCUUGUUCGUUCUGUUCCAACAGAGUUGAACAAAGACCAUAAUGAAAUUUUGGAGCUUGCCCAGGCUCAGGGUUUUGUCACCAUUGAUGAAGUUGAAAGGCGGCUUUCUUGGACCACUGGUCGUGCAACCGAUGCACUUGAUACUUUGCUAGAUGAAGGUCUUGCAAUGAUUGACGACGGCCAUAGAGAUGGUAAACGCCAAUAUUGGUUCCCCUGCGUUUCUCCUAUUGCAUCAUCACUUGGAGUCGAUUCUUAACAGGUAUGGUAUGUUAUGGAGGAGGAGCAUGUAUUUUAAUCUAAUAAG